GCCUUCUCUGCGGGCCCAGCGUCGGCUUCCCAGCAGCCGGCGCAGCUAGUUUUCGCUCUGAGAGCCCUUUCCCGAUAUUCCAUACCGAAAGCUGGCGUUUCUCCUCAGCCGCCGGCCGGCGCCUCCACGGCCUUUCCCAGGAGGGUAGCGCGGCGGGCGCCCCGCCCCGCCCUGCCCUGCCCUGCCCUGCCGGGCCCACCCGCGGUAGGCCUUGCGCACCCCAGCUCGCCCCGGCUGGGCGCUGCAGCUCCUGCCCGGGUCUCCGCUGCUGCCUUUUCCCUUUAUCACAGGGGUCUAACUUCUCACUCUUCUCUCCCCUCGCGUCUGGUCGGAGGCCAAAACCAGUUACUCCGUUGUGUUUUUACCGAGCACUUUUCCCUCCUCCUUUUGUUGAAAAAUUUCAACUCUUUAGAAACUUCUCCGUUGCCUCUUAGGAUGUGUUUAUUCAAAAGUUGCAUAGACCGUCACCACUCGGAAGGGAUUAUUUCUUGGAAGGCUUUCCAGCCCCCAUCUCAUCUUAGACAUGAAUGUGCUCGGAGCGGCUGGUGACCUGCCCAAGGUGUAGAAUGAGCCAAGGAGACUCAAACCCAGCAGCUAUUCCGCAUGCAGCAGAAGAUAUUCAAGGAGAUGACCGAUGGAUGUCUCAGCACAACAGAUUUGUUUUGGACUGUAAAGACAAAGAGCCUGAUGUACUGUUCGUGGGAGACUCCAUGGUGCAGUUAAUGCAGCAAUAUGAGAUAUGGCGAGAGCUUUUUUCCCCACUUCAUGCACUGAAUUUUGGAAUUGGGGGAGAUACAACAAGACAUGUUUUGUGGAGACUAAAGAAUGGAGAACUGGAGAAUAUUAAGCCUAAGGUCAUUGUUGUCUGGGUAGGAACAAAUAACCACGAAAAUACAGCAGAAGAAGUAGCAGGUGGGAUCGAGGCCAUUGUACAACUUAUCAACACAAGGCAGCCACAGGCCAAAAUCAUUGUAUUGGGUUUGUUACCUCGAGGUGAGAAACCCAAUCCUUUGAGGCAAAAGAACGCCAAGGUGAACCAACUCCUCAAGGUUUCGCUGCCGAAGCUUGCCAACGUGCAGCUCCUGGAUACCGACGGGGGUUUUGUGCACUCGGACGGUGCCAUCUCCUGCCACGACAUGUUUGAUUUUCUGCAUCUGACAGGAGGGGGCUAUGCAAAGAUCUGCAAACCCCUGCAUGAACUGAUCAUGCAGUUGUUGGAGGAAACACCUGAGGAGAAACAAACCACCAUUGCCUGACUGGCUCUUAUCAGUGUUAAUAGCAUCUCAGCUUCCUCAGAUCAGUUCUAUCACUGGCACUACAGAAUCCUUCUCUUUCUUAAGGCACUUUGCAUUGUAGAAUGUUCCUGGAUGUUCAUAUCUAGUGUUUGAAGGGGAGGAGGGAUUUAAACUGGUCCUGUACAUAGAAGGUUUGUUUGACAGAGGAGAAAAAUUAGCCAAGGAAGAUUGUUGUUUAAAUUCAUUUGAAACCAGAAGGGGACUUUUUAGUUGUAUGUGUAACACAUUCAUUGAAUUAUUAUCACUGUUUUCUUGGGACAACAUCAAGCCUAAAUACUGAACAAUAUGAAGAUUCUUUUCUUGGCCUUUCUGUGGAUUAUGUCAUAUAUAAUAAUUAUCAGAAUCAUUCUACUUGGCUUUAAAACAUGUUUUCUCCAAUUUUUUUAAGGUUCAUAAUUUAGCCUUUUGUUUUUAUGUUGCUUAGAUUCUUAUGUAUACUGAAUAUUUUAUUAACAUGUAGCAUCAGGUUGAACAUGCUUGUCAUUGAUAUAUGGAAGAUGCUAUAGUUAGAAGUGAAUUUGUUCUGCUUUCUUAAUCUUUUCCAUGCUUAGCAGUGAAAAACAGGUUUUGCCCCAGUAGAGGGAUUCUUUGGAGGGUAUUAUUUUUUAUGCUGCUGAAUAUCAUGUCUAUAAUAGACCCGUGCAUGCAGCCUUUCCUCCUUAUUCCCCUUCAUGCCCCCCUUUCCCCUUCAUUCCCCCCGCCACCCCGUUUUUUUUUUUUUUUUUUUUUUUUUGGUUCUUGUUGACAUUACAAGCUUUUAACACAUUUUUGACCUAGGAGCCCUGUUGCUGGAAGUAUAGUCUCCAGCCAGUUACUCUCAUGAUAGUACUGCUAUAAAACUCAUUCUUGUGUGGUGUUCUGUGCUAUAGAUUCUGUGUAUUGCUGUUCAUAUUCGGAGUUCUGGUUUUGUUUUUCCCUUAAAACCUGUUAACAGUUUUUUUUGGGGGUGGGGGGAUUCAGAACUCUUGUUUCCCAUUCCAUAGCACCUGACAUUAUUUCAAGUUUUAUAAUAUCUUAAGGUGUAUAUUUUAUUUUUUUUAUUGGCUUAGUUGUUUUUUGUUUUGUUUUGUUUGAGAUGGAGUUUCACUGUUGCCCAGGCUGGGGUGCAAUGGUGUGAUCUUGGCUCACUGCAGCCUCCACCUCCCGAGUUCAAAUGAUUCUCCUGCCUCAGCUUCCUGAGUAGCUGGGAUUACAGGUGCAUGCCACCAUGCCCGGCUAAUUUUUAUAUUUUUAUUAGAGACGGGAUUUCGCCAUGUUAACCAGGCUGGUCUCGAACUCCUGACCUCAGGUGAUCUGCCCGCCUUGGCCUCCCAAAGUGCUGGGAUUACAGGCAUGAGCCACCGUGCCUGGCCUUAUUGGCUUAGUUUUUAAAUUAUCCUCCAAAAAUUUUGGGCCUUUUUCUGUGGGGAAACAAGUGAAGCUGCUCUUCAGCAUAGACACUACCUUUAUCCCAUCAUUUUAGUAAAAACUAGGUUUGUUUCACUUCUGAGGUGUCUUAUUAAUGUACUUCAUCUGAGAAUUUGUUGAUCUUAAUGUUCGAGCUAUAUAAGAACUGCCAUUAAAAAAAAUGGGAUAAUAGAUGAUUUUAUCAGUAUACCUGUGGAAUAUGUACAAACUGGAUCUAUAGAUAUUUUGAACUGGACCAGGUGGGUAUUGAAGUAACCCAUCAAAAUAUGCUCUGCAGUGAUUCCGCUUAAUGUUUAAAUUCAGUAACGUACUUGAAAGGCAAAUUUCAGUGCUUUUGUAUGUUGGAGGAGGGCUUACUGAUGCGUGCUAAGACCGAUUUCUGAUUGAGGGAUGAACCUUGGGCUCAUUUUUUUCUUGUGAAGUCUCUUUCUAGAAAAUUUUUUGGUUUUGUUCUUUUUAAAAAAUACAUACUUUUUUGAAUGUAUCAUGUCUUCAUUAACAACAGAAAAUCCACAUGGUGUUUACUAAACUUGUUUACGACAUUAAAAAUUUCCUUUUUAUUUUUAGUAGCCCAGGUUGAGUUUUUCACAAGAGAUUUUUUUCUUAGCUGAGGUAUAGUUGUAUAGCAAGAAGAAUUAAGCCAGAUUUUUGUGUGUGGAAAGACAGUUUUCUAUCCACGUCUUUUUCUGUUUGUCAGAAGGUGGGAGUAUGGUCCAAAUAAAUCCAUUAGGUUACUCCUGCAGCAUGCGCUUUUAGCUUCUCUCUUGACUGAGGAUCAAAUAUCCCUUUGUGAGCUGGCCCUCAGCUCCUUUGCUCAUGUGUACAAACCUCAGAUGUUACUACAUUUUAUAUCUACCAGAGCUAUUCAAGCAAUAGUAUUUGAACCACUAGCCUUUUAAAUAAAAUUCUGCCCCAUUACUGAUGUGCAGAUAUUGAGUUCACUUUCAUUUUUUGCCAGAUUUCUUUGCACUACUUUAGGUAAAAAUAGUUAAUCUAUUUUUCUUUGACAUCCUAGUUUGCGUCAGUGACAGAACUUACUGCUUAGUCUUUGUACUUUUUAAAAAAUCUAUAAAUUUAAUGCACUGUCCAAGUGAAAUGUCCUAGUUGUCAUUGUGAUUAAGGGGCCAACUUUCCAGGCAGCUAGCAGAGAUACUAUUCUCUUCCUCUCCCAGCAAAUUUGUAUUCCUUCGCCCACGCAUUCCUGCUAUACUAGAUGGCAGCCAGUGAUGGAACUAUAAAGAUGUCUGUGGUCAUAUGUUGAAUGUGGCAGCUUGAAGAUGUACUGCCACGGGUGAUCUAGGGCAGGCUGUCUUCCAGUCCAUGUGUUCUCGGUCGCCGUAGACAGCGCUCUGGCUACCACCGUGAGGCUACUUGAACUGUCAGGGGCAUCUGCCUAAACCAGAAUCUUUUGUCAGAAACCUUAACCCAACAAAACAAAUCUUGAGUAGCUCAUGCCCGGCUCUUAGGAAUUUUGUCUGUUUAAAAAAAAAAAAAAAAAAAAAGUCCAACUUACUUUAUUUUAUUUUUUUAACCUAGUCACUGUUUACAAUUGUAUGCUAAAGCCUGAAAUAUUGUCUGUGCUGUGGUGUAUGAGCAUUGCCAACUUUAUAUUUAUUGCAGUGAAGAAGAAACUAAAAAUAUAUGGAAAUGAGGAGCAUGUCCAAGCUCCUAAAUCCGUGUGGGUGCAUGUGGGAGAAGUGAGUUAGGGCCUCUUGAAAGGAGGCUUUUUGGAGAGGGGUCCCCCAGGUUUCUUGGUGUUCCUGCUUGGGGAUCACUGCUGCUAGCUGACUGGACCUCCCCAUUGGAAGUUUGUGAUUUUGCUUUGGCAAAGUUUCAUUGACUAGUAGAACUCAUUCUGUUUUAGUGUAUAUUUCAAUAUAAAUGUAAACAUUUUGCUCAAUUUGCUGGUGUCUUUCUGUCUCCUUUAUCAUAGUUUGGAUUCUAAUGAAAAAAAGGGAUGGUUUUUCCCUGCCUUAUCAUAAGGAAAUUGGAUACUUAGAUGAUCCUGCUUCUUUACUGUGGAACUGAAUGCACCAGGCUGACUCAUCACUUACCUUCUCGGGCAUGUAGAUUGGUAGGGUGGGAUGAGUAGGUAUAAGGACCCCUCAGAAAGCACAACUGCCAUCCUUGAAGUCUACUCUUUUCCAUUAGAUUGGAAUAGUUUUGCAGAUAGGUUAGUCUGGAUUAUAGGCUGUGGACCACCUCAUCUGAACUGGGUGAAUGUCAUCAGUCAGUAUAAUACAGUGUUAUUGGCCGGGCUCACGCCUGUAAUCCCAGCUACUCAGGAGGCUGAGGUGGGAGAAUUGCUUGAACCCAGGAGGCGGAGGUUACCGUGAGACGAGAUUGCGCCAUUGCACUCCAGCCUGGGCAACAGAGCGAGACUCUUGUCUCGGAAAAAAAAAAAAAUACAGUGUUACUACAGCAUAGAGGACAUGAACCUUGAGCACGGACUCAUUUAUCACCCUUACGUCCCCAGGGUAAAGCAGCCGCCUCCAAAUACUCUAUCUCAGAGAUAGUGAGACUAGAACAAGGGUCGGUUAACUGGUCGAUCGGGACCUAUCCUGAUGACACACCAGCAACUACCAGGCCAGCAAUAUUACAAUUAUUUACUGGCAAGAUGAGCAGGAUUACCAUGAAAGAAAAGUCCAGAUGGACUGAGGAAAUCCUACACUGAUUCUCCAAACUUGGCAGCUGACUGCAUGGAGGGCUCAUGAUGAAGAAACCUCUUUUGCCAUCCUGAGGAUUCUCUGAUUCAUAUUCGCCUAGAUGUGCUGGAAACAGUACUGGACCAAGGUGCAAACUUGAGUCUAGUGAGGAUAGAGUCCAGAAGUGGAAUUACUGGAUCAAAGGGUAUAAAGCUCUCUAAGUUUCUUGAAACAGUGCCAAAAUAUUUUGUAGAAAAGUUUUCACCAAUUUACACUGAAGGUCAGUAUCUUUCAA
Molecule: messenger RNA, 5642 nt
Organism: Homo sapiens (human)
Lineage: Eukaryota; Metazoa; Chordata; Mammalia; Primates; Hominidae
Gene: PAFAH1B2
Product: platelet activating factor acetylhydrolase 1b catalytic subunit 2
Exons: 8
Coding region: 528-1256 (242 amino acids)
Cellular component (GO): cytoplasm; 1-alkyl-2-acetylglycerophosphocholine esterase complex
Molecular function (GO): identical protein binding; platelet-activating factor acetyltransferase activity; protein-containing complex binding
Source: RefSeq, a predicted model, not a curated record